Aspergillus caelatus is the source of this 1701-nucleotide messenger RNA. RefSeq names its product tRNA lysidine(34) synthetase. The coding region runs from base 1 to 1701 and encodes 566 amino acids. Gene Ontology annotation, biological process: tRNA processing. The record is from RefSeq and is a predicted model, not a curated record. The transcript has 2 exons. Gene Ontology annotation, molecular function: ATP binding; ligase activity, forming carbon-nitrogen bonds. NCBI's taxonomy places the organism in Eukaryota, Fungi, Ascomycota, Eurotiomycetes, Eurotiales, Aspergillaceae.
AUGGCAUUAGCAUAUCUCAGUAAACAAUGGGAAAAGAGUCGACCGAAUGAUAUAUCCGUCACAGCAUUCAUCGUCGACCACAAAGCGAGAGAAGAGAGUACUCGCGAAGCUAAUGUAGUCUCACAAUGGCUCCAAGACAUCGGAAUCAAGUCCGAGAUCCUCGAAUUGAUCUGGCCCGAGAGUACCAUGUCACCAUCCAAGGUGACCGCGUUCGAGACGCAUGCCCGCAGGCUCCGUUUCCAAGCACUGGGCAAAGCAUGUCGAGACCGCCAGAUCGAAGCCCUCCUAAUGGGCCACCACCAAGACGACACCGUCGAGACGACUCUCUGGCGACUCUGCACCGGAGCCAAAGGCGCCGGUCUUGCAGGUAUCCCCGAAGUGACACGCAUCCCCGAAUGCCACGGUAUCUACGGCGUCUCCGAGAGCGGAUCAUCAUAUACGGUCCCAUCCGGACCUCAACCGUCGAGAAACGACACCAUCGUCUCAACAGGAGGAAUCCUAAUCUGUCGUCCCCUCCUCCCCUUCCCCAAAUCCAGCCUUCUGGCAACCUGCCACGAAAACAGCAUCCCCUACGUCUCUGACCCUACAAACUUUGACCCAACUCUAACCCCCCGCAACGCAAUCCGCAGUCUCCUGGCUGAGAAUAAACUCCCAAAGGCUCUCCAAGGCCCGUCUAUUCUAUCUCUGAUUAACUCAAGCCAAUCCCUCCUCCGGAAUUCAACAUCUCUCUCAAACACCCUCCUCACCUCCUGCAAAAUCAACCAACUGAAUCUCCCCGCGGGGACAAUCACCCUCACGUUCCCCUCAAAACCAAUAGACCCAACCUCCUUCCUCAACACAGUCCCCAACAAUGCCAAUACCAAAACAAAAGCCAAAGACAACGACAAAGAAAAUCAAAGAAUCCACCAAAUCAAAUGCCUCACCCUCCGCCGAAUAACCGACCUCCUAGCCCCAUUCCCAGAGAACCACUUCCCACUCCGCAGUUUCGAGUCCUUCACGGACCUUGUGUUUCCAACACAGGACCAACCGGAACCCAAACAAAGGAAACCAUUCACGUUAGGCGGGGUGAUGUUUCAACCGGUGAAGACCAAGGGAGACCAAGACACAAUAAGUACUGAAGCGGAUCCGAGUACCAAGGGUGAUAAUACCUGGCUCUUAUCCCGUCAACCGUUCAUGCGGAAUCGGUUACCGACUCUUCGUGUUGAGGUUCCUGCUUCAGGGCUUUCGGCUUGUUAUACGUCCUGGAAGCUUUGGGAUAAUCGAUUUUGGGUUCGAUUUAGUAUUACCCCCGAACAGGGCUCCCAUGGGACUGGGGUUGAGGUGGCUCAGGAGACCUCUAAAGAGGAGGUGAUAUCCCUGCUUGUUCGUCCGUUUCAGCCGUCGGAUCUACAGGCGAUUCGACGGGUGGUUUAUGAGCGGGGAGGGCGUUCGGAGAAGAAAAAGAGGGUAGAUCCUGCUUUGGUUGGACUAUUGGAUCAGCUCGGAAAGGAAGCACCGGGACAGACUCGGUUUUCGCUUCCUUUGGUGGUAAUUGAGAAGGGUUCUUGUGGAUUUGAGUAUGACUUGCCGGUGGGGUUGCCAACGUUGGAUUUGUGGUUUCCUGGGAUGUGGGAGUCUUUGCAGAUACCCGGGAGAUUACGGUGGGAGUGGAUGUAUAAGAUGAUUGACAACAAGCCGAUGAAAUUGAUGGGCUGGCUGUAA